AUGACUCAUACUUUGACCUUGACUGGUGUGUCAUCAGUCUGAGUCCUUUAGGUGGCGCUGCAGAAGAUCAGUGUAUCUCCAGAAGUCUUGAGCUCAGGCUGGCGACUCCUUCAGCAGCAGGACACGCUCAGCUCGUAUCAGGCGUUACUCAGACGUCAUGGCUCUGCCGGACUCCUUCAUUCAGAAGCAGCAGUUGGACGUAUCGAUGGCCGACAUGUUUCUGGAGCAUCUGUGUCUACUGGACAUCGAUCAGGAGCCGAUCACUGCGCGCAACACCAGCAUAAUCUGCACCAUCGCCUCCCGCUCCGUCACCAAACUGCAGGAGAUGGUGAAGGCCGGUAUGAACAUCGCCAGACUGAACUUCUCUCACGGCUCUCAUGAGUAUCAUGGAGAGACGAUACGUAACAUCCGUGAGGCGGUGGAGACGUUGACCUCUGACGCGCUGUACUACAGGCCUGUGGCCAUCGCUCUGGACACCAAAGGACCGGAGAUCCGCACCGGCCUGGUUAAAGGGUCUGCAGACGCUGAGGUGAUGCUGGAGCAAGGAGCGUUGGUUCGGGUGGUGACGGCAGAGGCGGAUCAUGAUAAGACAGACGGGUCGGUGAUCUGGAUGGAUUAUCCCAGCCUGCCCCGCGUGCUCAAGAAAGGAAGCAGGGUAUUCAUUGAUGACGGCCUCCUCGCACUCAAAGUCCUGGAGAUUGGUGAGACGUGGGUGGAGGCUCGCGUUGAGAACGGUGGCAUUCUGGGUAGUCGUAAAGGUGUGAAUCUGCCGGGGGCGGAGCUGGUGAACCUGCCGGCGGUGAGCGACCGCGACCGAUCUGACCUGCUGUUUGGCGUGGAGCAGGACGUGGACAUCUUCGCCUCGUUCAUCCGCUCGGCUGAGGAUGUGAGGGCUGUGAGAGAGGCGCUGGGAGCCAAAGGACAGAACUUCAAAAUCAUCAGCAAAGUGGAGAGCAGACAGGGUGUUCAGAAGUGAGGCUCAGAUUCAACACAAUUCCACAUUCUUCCACACACUUCAACAUGCUUCCACAUGCUUCAACAGGCUUCAACAUGCUUCCACAUGCUUCUACAUGCUUCCACACACUUCAAC
Molecule: messenger RNA, 1090 nt
Organism: Sinocyclocheilus anshuiensis
Lineage: Eukaryota; Metazoa; Chordata; Actinopteri; Cypriniformes; Cyprinidae
Gene: pklr
Product: pyruvate kinase L/R
Exons: 6
Coding region: 158-976 (272 amino acids)
Biological process (GO): glycolytic process
Molecular function (GO): pyruvate kinase activity; magnesium ion binding; potassium ion binding
Source: RefSeq, a predicted model, not a curated record